Molecule: messenger RNA, 1225 nt
Organism: Alosa sapidissima (American shad)
Lineage: Eukaryota; Metazoa; Chordata; Actinopteri; Clupeiformes; Clupeidae
Product: heparan sulfate glucosamine 3-O-sulfotransferase 3B1-like
Exons: 4
Coding region: 1-942 (313 amino acids)
Molecular function (GO): [heparan sulfate]-glucosamine 3-sulfotransferase activity
Source: RefSeq, a predicted model, not a curated record
AUGCCCUUCCUGCCCGAGGCCUGGACCAAGAGGUGCUGCGCCCGCAACCAGUCCACCAACAACGAGAAACCCACGAUCACCGCCAGAGUUGCACAGGUCUACCGCGAGAAGAAUGCCUCCGGUGACACACCCGCGAACAGCCUUGCCACGAGCUCAGCGACCAGGCGCCUUCCCCAAGCGCUCAUUAUAGGCGUGAAGAAGGGCGGGACACGCGCGCUGCUCGAGUUCCUGCGACUUCAUCCGGAUAUUCGGGCAGCAGGAUCCGAGCCCCACUUCUUCGACAGACAUUACGACCGGGGAUUAGAUUGGUACAUGAGCCUAAUGCCCAAGGCCCUGGAGGGGCAGAUUGUCAUGGAGAAGACACCCAGGUACUUUGUGUCAGUGGACAGCCCUGCCCGAGUCCACGCCAUGUCUCACAAGGUCAAGCUCAUCAUUGUGGUGCGUGACCCCAUCACUCGUGCCAUCUCCGAUUAUGCCCAGAUUGUGUCCAAAACGCCUGGAGUGGCCAGCUUCGAGACCCUGUGCUUCCGGAACGGGAGUGGAGGUGGCAGCGUGGAGGUGAACUCCCAGUGGAGUCCCCUGUGGAUUGGCCUGUACGCCCGGCACCUGGAGCGCUGGCUCACCUACUUCCCCCUGGCCCAGAUGCACGUUGUGCAUGGCGAACGCCUGGUGAGGGACCCUGCGGGGGAGAUGGCACGCGUGCAGGACUUCCUCGGAUUGGAGAGGAUCAUCACCGACAAGCACUUCUACUUCAACCAGACCAAAGGCUUUCCGUGCCUGAAGAAACCCGAGGGAAGCAGCCAGCCACACUGCCUGGGCCUAACCAAGGGCAGAGCUCACCCCCAGGUCCAGGAAGAGGUCAUCAGGAGACUCAAGGACUUCUAUCGGCCCCAUAACCUCAGGUUCUAUGAGCUGGUGGGCCAAAACUUUGGUUGGCAGUGAGAGGUCAUUUGUCUAAAAGCAACACUGAUAUGCAGAUGGACUGGUAUAGAGGUCACAGGUAUACUAGUCACAAUUUUUGCUUUAUGUUUUGAUGCUUGAUGGCCAACAGGUUUACAAGUGUGAGUGUGAGAGUCGGGGUCUAGGUGAUGUGUCAGUGAAACAAAAACGAAUAAGACUAAUCAACCCAUUCUUUAAUGUAAUGAAUACAUAACCUUCAUAUUCAAUGAAUUUGUUACGCAAUAGGCAUUGGUACUGUACAUAUUUUUGUAAUAGUUAGGUGAAU